UCCAGAAGCUCUUUUAGUCAGAGAAAUGAUUUAUAAACGUUACAAUUAAUUUUGUUCACGCCGUUGAAUAUACAGAGGUGAAACUCUGUUCUUCCGUAUUUUUUCACACCGCAGUGAAUUAAAAGUAUGACACAUUGAUAAAUAACUUUCAUUGAACGUAAUCGUGUAUAUUUAUCUGAAGAAGUUAGCGCUGAGACUUUUGAAUAAAUUGCGUAUUGUGCGCGCCGUAUGAAAAAAAGUAGAAAUUACCAGUGACGAAAUCAACUAAAAGUGUUGGAGAAGCAAUAAGUGAUCCGAAAUAAAAGCCUAAGCGCACGUCGACAGAAUGGCGGAGCCCAGCAGCGAGGAGCCGUCUCCGUUAGACAAGGUCUUUCCGGCUAGUCCGAACUCCGCCGUCCACAACAACAACACCACCACGGUGAACCACAACAAUACCCGCAACAGACGCGUCCAGCUCGAGCGCAGCUCCAGCAGCAUUCAGUUCCCGGCCUCGGCGAUGGCCCUGGCGCACAAAUCCAAGACCUCGUCCAACCUGCUGACGGGCCGCUGCCUCAGCAGCAGCAACUGCAGCAGCACCACGCGCCGUGUCUCCCUGCCCUCGACCGAGGAUCCGACCUGGGUGGGCGAGGACCGCUGCAUGGAGUACGGCACGCCGCCGCCCAUCGAGGAGCCCCACUGCUACUCCAUGUGCCUCAGCGAGAGCUCCUUCAGCGAGGAGAGCAGCUGCGCCGUCCAGAUCAACAGGGACUACCUCAAGGGCCUGCUCGUCGAGCACACCCGGACUCUCGGCUGCAGACUCUUGGUCGUGGAGGAGCUGGAGGCCGGCAAGCUCGACCUGGCCAGCGCCGACAAGUAUCUCGAGGGCUGCAAGAAGCCGCAGGAGCUGAACGCGCUGCUGCUCUACGCGAGCUUCCUCGGCUUCGGCGAGCUGAUACCGAUCGUCCACAACCACGGCGCCGAUCUGAACCACUCCGAGCCGGAGCUGGGCAUGACCGCCCUGCACCUUUGCGCCUUUAGCAACUGCCUCUCCGGCGUGCGCUACCUGCUCGGCCACAACGUCCACGUCGGCUCCAAGAAGGCCCACACGCCGUACCACUUCGCCGCGUUCGGCAACGCGAUAGACGUGGCCAAGUUCUUCGCGCAGCUCGGCUGGAGCCAGGAGUCGCCGCUCGGCGAAGAGACGGUCCUCCACGCGGCGGCCCGUAACAACGCCCUCGACGUGCUCCGGCUGCUCGCGCCGAAGAACCCCACCUUGAAUCGGCUGGACAGCGCUGGCUACGCGGCGAUACACUACGCGGCCGAGCGCGGCGACUCCGGCUGCCUCAAAGUGCUGCUCGCCGCGGGCUGUCUGGUCAACGUGUCGACGAGGAAGGGCGAGACGGCGCUCCAUCUCAGCGCGGAGGCCGGAUGCGCCGAGAGCCUCGAGCUCCUGCUCGCCAAGGGCGCCAAUCCGGCAGUCAGGAACAGGAGGGGCCAGACGGCCCUGCACCUGGCCGCGAGGACUCACUCACUGGAGUGCGUGGAAGCACUGCUCCAGCACAGCCGCAGCGAGCCCAACGCGGAGGACCACGACGGCAGGACGCCGCUGCACGUCGCCCUCGGCAGGUCGCUGCUGGCCUACGACGUCACCGAGAUGCUCAUCAGCUGGAAGGCCCAGGUGAACAAGCCCGACAAGUACGGGUACACGCCCCUCCACGUGGCCGCCCUCAACGAGCUCUCCCAGUGCGUCGACAUCCUCAUACAGCACGGAGCGGAUCUGAGCGCGAAGACCAAGGGUGGAACCAGCGCGCUGUCGAUCAUUCUGAGAAAGACCCCGUCGUCGCUGAACUGCUUCAAGCAGAGGCUGGACGCUUCAAUCAGCAUGCAUCAGCACGGUUCCGCCGCCGGCGAGGUCGAGCUGAGGUUGGACUUUCAUCCGCUGCUUCAACAUCAGCAGCAGGGAGAAAUCGGCUACCUGGGAACGUUCGUGAAGGAGGGCUACAAGGAGAUACUGGAGCAUCCGCUGUGUCAGUCGUUUCUGCACCUCAAGUGGCAAAAGAUCAGAAAGUACUACGUCGGUAGGCUUCUCUUCUACCUUCUCUACGUCUUAGUUCUCACGGCGUGGGUGAUAACUGCUCUGGCGCACAACUGCUACAACGAGUCCCACGGUCAGCUCGACAAUUCGAGCCGUCCCCUCUGCGCCAAUUCCACAGGCCUCAACGGCUUCCUGUACAGGCAUCCCGUCGUCCUGGAAGUCGAAUGGUACGCCCUCGUGGUCCUGACUGUACUCGAGGGUUUGCGCAAGCUCAUGGGCAUCCUGACCUACUCCACCGUCCGACAGUUCUUCACUCAAGCCGAGAACAUGGUCGAGUGGUGCGUGAUCGUUAGCGUGUUCGCAACGUCGUUCGUCUACACCGGCAGGACCUACACUUGGCAGAGCCACGUGGGCGCCUUUGCCGUGCUCUGCGGCUGGAGCAACCUCAUGCUGAUGAUCGGGCAGCUGCCCAUGUUCGGAGCUUACGUCGCUAUGUUCACCAGUGUCCAGGCGCAGGUUUUUAAACUCCUGCUGGCUUAUGCUUGCCUACUGGUAGGUUUCACGGCGAGCUUCUGCGUGAUAUUCCCUCGGUCCAAGUCGUUCAGCAGUCCGCACACGGGUCUAAUCAAGGUGCUGGUCAUGAUGACCGGAGAGUUGGACUUCGAGGAAUUGUUCUUCCCAGGCGAGGAAGAAGGCGGCCGGCCCGUCGACGUCGGUGGCACCUCCUGGAUCCUCCUCCAAGUUUCCGCUCAACUGUCCUUCGUCCUCUUCCUUCUCUUCGUCACCAUUGUCCUCAUGAACCUACUGGUUGGUAUCGCCGUGCACGACAUCAAGGGCCUGCAAAAAACGGCAGGUUUGGCGAAGCUGGUAAGACAGACGAAGCUGAUCUGCGACCUGGAGACGGCAUUGUUCCUCGGCCUACUACCGCAAUGCUUGAUGAAGGUGCUGAGGUGGACAGCGCUGGUGCUGCCCUCACCGCUGAAGGCCGUGCUGACCGUGAGACCGCUGAACCCGCGCGAGAAGCGACUGCCCCGGGACGUCCUUGCCGGUGCUUACAAAGUCGCUCGCGAGCGCAAGGGCAACCUACUGAAUUCCACGCUGUCGAGCAAGCGGAGCAACAAUAGCACGAUCUACGGAUACCAGAAAUUCGAUCUGAAUGCUUCGGUGAGGAGAAGGACGAACAUGAACGAAGAACCGGCGACGACGCUGGAGGAGGCGGCGAGGCUCAAGGAGGAGGUGGCAGAGCUCAGGAAGAUCUGCGAAAGCAAUAACCUGCUCAUACAGGAGCUGGUCAAGAGCUUUACUUUUGGCAAGUGACCGUGGGAGAGGUUGUUAGCCUGGCGUUGGGAAGGGUCGCCGACGCGGUGAAAGUUAUUGCGAGAGAGAAAGGAAAGGGCUAUACUAUGUAGCGGCAGGGCCGUCGAAUGUUGUACAAACAAACAGUGGAGAUUAUUUUGAUAGUUUUUAAGAGAUACAUUUUAGUUGUUGUUGACUUUUGUCUUUAUUUUAUGAAAAAGAUUCGUUAAUAUCAAGUUGCUAUUACUUCGUGCUUUGCUAUAUCUCAGUACCGAGAAUGCUGCUAUAUUUUCGAUCGCGGUCAAUAAUGUACGCGCUUUUAUUUUUGCUAUUAUUUUUUCAUAACAUCGAUAUUGAUUAGAGUUAACUUUGUACAGUGUAAAUAUUCGAUCGAAGUAGUUGGAUUUCAAUAGGUGCUCGAUUGAUUUCUUUAACAAUUUGUUUUUACUAAGACUUUAGAAUUUCGUACAUUUUUUUAAUUUUCUUACCAGGCAAUGCAUUGAAAUCCAAACAUCAUUUUCUAAAUCAAGGGUUCACAUGUGAGAUUAAACAAAUAAUGCAAAAAUCUUGUAUAAGUAAUGAAGGUUUUAAAAAUUAUGUAUAAGUUUCGGAAGAGCAAUAAGUUGAGCCUCUUGUUAUUUUGUAGAUUUUCGGAAAAGAUUUAGACGAUCUAGGUUAUGAUAACUUUAAUUUUAUUUUUUGUAAUUCUCGUAACAUUCACAAUAGGUAUAGUGAGUAUUUUUUAUUUAACUUUUAUAGAAUAUACAAUCUAGACGCGACGGCAUCGAUGACAUUUUUUCCCUACCAAUAAUACUUGACAUCUGUUACGUUGUCUAAUGAAAGAUUAUUCUUGAUUAUUAUAUUGUAACAUAAUAAAUAGUAGUCAAGAUAAAAGGAAAUUAAAUAAUAAACAUAAAGUGAUGAGAGUAUGCAGUUUCAUCCUUUUCGUCGAUGCGCAUCUUAUAUACAUAUACAUACAAAGUCGUUAUGCCGAAUCUAAUUUUAAGCAAUUGAGCCUAAGUGUAAUACGAGUGUCGGAGGGUCAAUUGCGUCAGAUUAUAGAAAAAGACGAAAGGUUAUAUACAUGAUUUUAGUUAUUAUGUCACGUAAAAUUGUCAACUCAGAAAGCAGCUUUUGAAAAUUUUUAUACAGAUAUUUAGGAGUCGAAAGUGCCAUUUUUACAGCGUUUUUAUAUAUUAAAAAAUUUUUAACAAAAUUUUAAUGCUUGUUACUCUGAUAAAUAUUUUAUGGAAGUUGUAAACAUAUGCUUAGUGUUAUUGACAUAAAUAUGUCUUAGCACACAUUAUGGACUCGAAAGUUGCAUGGGACCUGAGCUGUUAUUAUAACAUAAAUAAACAUAUAUAUGUUUAUUAUAAGUGUAGAUAAUGAAUAAAAUGCGUUUCUAUAUUA
This is a messenger RNA of Nasonia vitripennis (jewel wasp), 4720 nucleotides long. RefSeq names its product water witch (gene wtrw). Gene Ontology annotation, biological process: transmembrane transport; monoatomic ion transport. Bases 326 to 3331 code for a protein of 1001 amino acids. Gene Ontology annotation, cellular component: membrane. Gene Ontology annotation, molecular function: protein binding; monoatomic ion channel activity. NCBI's taxonomy places the organism in Eukaryota, Metazoa, Arthropoda, Insecta, Hymenoptera, Pteromalidae. The transcript is spliced from 2 exons. The record is from RefSeq and is a predicted model, not a curated record.